GAGGGACCUCAACCGGAAGUAGCUGUAGCAGUAGCAACAACACUAGCAACAUUAGCCACCGUCGACACAGAGACGGACUACAUUUCUCCCAUAGUUUAACCUUAUAUUUACCAAAACGUCUUACGCAAUGAGAGGGGACCGCGGCCGGGGCCGGGGGGGCCGCUUCGGGUCCCGAGGAGGACUGGUACAGGGAUAUCGACCUUUUGUCCCACACAUCCCCUUUGAUUUCUAUGUGUGUGAGAUGGCCUUUCCCAGGGUCAAACCUGCCCCUGAUGAGUCGGCGUUCAGCGAGUGUUUGCUCAAGAGGAACCAGGACCUUAGUCCAACACCUGCUGAACAGUCCUCCAUCUUGUCCUUGGUGACAAAGAUCAACAAUGUCAUUGACAACCUGAUUGUUGCACCUGGAAACUUUGAAGUGCAAAUCGAGGAGGUGCGUCAGGUUGGUUCUUAUAAGAAGGGAACAAUGACAACAGGACAUAAUGUCGCUGACCUGGUCGUGAUCCUCAAGAUCCUUCCGACAUUGGAGGCAGUUGCUGCUCUGGGCAACAAAGUAGUGGAAACCCUUCGCACUCAGGACCCCACUGAAGUGUUGACCAUGUUGACCAAUGAGACGGGCUUUGAGAUCAGUUCAGCAGACGCCACGGUUAAGAUCCUCAUCACCACUGUCCCACCAAACCUGCGCAAGCUGGACCCUGAGCUGCACUUGGAUAUUAAGGUGCUGCAGAGUGCUCUGGCUGCCAUUCGUCAUGCCCGUUGGUUUGAGGAAAACGCCUCUCAGUCAACUGUCAAAGUGCUAAUCCGCCUCCUGAAGGAUUUAAGGCUGCGCUUCCCUGGGUUUGAACCCCUGACCCCGUGGAUCCUGGAUCUGCUGGGCCACUCUGCAGUGAUGAAUAAUCCGUCCAGGCAGCCCCUGUCCCUAAACGUGGCCUAUAGGCGUUGUUUGCAGAUGUUGGCUGCCGGUCUGUUUCUGCCGGGGUCGGUGGGCAUCACAGACCCCUGUGAGAGCGGGAACUUCAGAGUCCACACAGUCAUGACUCUGGAGCAGCAGGACAUGGUGUGUUUCACAGCCCAGACCCUGGUCAGGGUUCUGUCUCACGGAGGCUACAGGAAGAUCCUGGGCCUGGAGGGCGAUGCCAGCUAUUUGGCCACUGAAAUGUCCACAUGGGAUGGGGUGAUCGUCACUCCAUCAGAGAAGGCGUACGAGAAACCUCCAGAGAGGAAGGAGGAGGAAGACGAGGCUCUGGAUGAAGGAGGAGACGGAGAAGAUGAGAGCAUGGAGACCCAGGAGUAAUGAGGAGGCCAGGCUGAAGCAGACGGAUGUGCAGGAACACACACACACACACACACACACACACCAGCCUCAGCGUCUGCACAGCCUCCAAGAAGAGUUAAAGGUGCUGCAAAAACAGAAGUGCAUCAGCUGUUCCAGUCCCAGUUAGUAGUCAUGUUGUUUUCGUUGAACUUUGUUUUUACAUCCACUUUGUAUUAUUAACAGGAACUUCCUGAAUUAAAUGUUUUUUUUAAAUUUAA
Sphaeramia orbicularis (orbiculate cardinalfish) is the source of this 1530-nucleotide messenger RNA. RefSeq names its product interleukin enhancer binding factor 2 (gene ilf2). Gene Ontology annotation, biological process: positive regulation of DNA-templated transcription. Gene Ontology annotation, cellular component: catalytic step 2 spliceosome. The record is from RefSeq and is a predicted model, not a curated record. The transcript has 14 exons. Gene Ontology annotation, molecular function: double-stranded RNA binding; DNA binding. Lineage: Eukaryota; Metazoa; Chordata; Actinopteri; Kurtiformes; Apogonidae. Bases 128 to 1291 code for a protein of 387 amino acids.